AUGGCGACCGCGCGCGUCCCGCCGCCGGUCGGCGCGACGUCGCGGGCGAGCGACGCGAGCGACGCGAACGCGAGCGACGACGCGCGCGUCGCGACGCGACAUCCGUGUCAAACCCUGGUCCUCGACGACGGCGCGACGGCCGGAUGCGAGUUCAACGUCGGGCGCUGGGACCCGGUGCAGCAGAGCGCGUUCGCGGACGACAGGCCGUGGCGCGGCGUCGAGCGAUUCUUCAGGCGGUGCGUGCGAGGCGACGCGUGCCUGCGCGAGCUCGGAUUGAGCGCGGCGGAAAUCGUGUUCGCGAGCGGCGACGACGCGGGCGCGAGCGGGGGGCGAAGACGCAGGGAAGGACGAAGGACGUUCGCGGCGAAGUGUACGUAUCACGGGCCGUCGUUCGCGGGCUUCGCGUGGAACGCGUCGAGGGAUUUCGCGUACGACGGGACGUUCGAGCCGGGGUGCGCGUCGGUGUCGGCGGCGUUGCAGUUGGCGCUGCGACCGGUGUUGGAUAAGACGCGCCCGACGCCGUCGGCGGGGAGGACGGAUCGCGGCGUGAGCGCGCUCGCCAGCUGCGUAUCGCUUUGGAGCAAGUCGGACGCCAUCUCCGCGGCGGAGAUUGAGCGGUUGGUGAAUGAGGAUUCAGCGCCGGGCAAAGCGGGUCUGUUGCGCGUGUCGGACGUGCGCGAGACGGGCUCGGCGUUUCACGCGACAUUCGCGGCGAAGAGUCGACGGUACGUGUAUUGCUUGCCGAAGAAUCAGGCGUUUCGCGAGUCGCGCACGCCGAAGGCUGAUUUGGACGCGCGCAUCAUCGAUCGAAUCUUAGCCGCGCUCGUGCGCGAGUGCGCGAACGCGCCGAUCGAUAUGCACGCCUUCGCGCGAGGCACGCCGCCUGGGAAGAGUUCCGUCGUCACGUUUCGCGUCGCGAGGGCGUUCGAGGCGAAAUUGCCUUCGCCGCCCGGCGACGGCGCCGACAGCGACAACGACUCCAAAGUCACCGCCGGCGUUCGGCGCUCGAAAAGCCGAAACGACGCUCACGACGACACCAUCGACAUCACCGACAUCGACGCCGACGAAGUCAUCGUCAUCGAGCUCGUCGCAGACCGUUUCUUGCGCAAGUUGAUUCGCUGUCUCGUCGCCACGACGAUUCGCGAAGCCGCCGUCUUCGCCGGCGACGACGACGUCCUGCUCAGAAUCGCCCGGUCGCGCGAGCGUCGGGCCGCGGCUCCGCCCGCACCGGCUUUGGGCCUCGCGUUCGCCGGUGUGGAGUACGAUUAA
Messenger RNA from Ostreococcus lucimarinus CCE9901, 1269 nucleotides. RefSeq lists its product with no specific name. Gene Ontology annotation, biological process: tRNA pseudouridine synthesis. Gene Ontology annotation, molecular function: pseudouridine synthase activity; RNA binding. Lineage: Eukaryota; Viridiplantae; Chlorophyta; Mamiellophyceae; Mamiellales; Bathycoccaceae. The record is from RefSeq and is a predicted model, not a curated record. The transcript has a single exon. Bases 1 to 1269 code for a protein of 422 amino acids.